AAUAAUGAAUUAAAUCUUAUUAAAGGUAAUUACACUUCACUGAAGAUGGCGAAAGGUGUGGCGACUCAGGACGGCGGCAGAUCCAGAUGGCGGCAAGGGCACAACUGGAGGAUAGGAGACUCUAGGAAUAGGAAUCAGGGACAGGUAGAAUCGUUUUUCAUUUACAACUUCCCAGAGGAAUGGGAUGCGAAGACUUUGUGGUACCAGUAUCAGAAUUAUGGAAAGGAUAUGGAUCGGGUCUAUAAGCUGAGGGCAAGAGUGGCAUCUUCCAGGAGACAGCGAGAGAUAGGAAGGCAGAGGAAUGCGGGGAAGAAGACUGGGACGGACAGGGUACAGAGAAGUUUUGAGCAUCGAAGAAGUGCUAGGCUGAAAGAGGGCAUCAGAGAGCAGUGUUUUGUACAACCAGGUUUGUCAUACGUUCAGGCGGUAAUGGGGAAUUCAAGGAAACAUAGUGCUCUGGUCCUGAAUAAACAAGCAGAAAAGAAGGAGAAAUCUGCAGCUAUGGAUAGAAUAUCUAUCAUUCAAAGGAAGUCUGCGAGUAUUGAGGGGAAAAGCUCCGAGGAAAAGGAGGGAGUGGUGAACUCGGGUUUCAACAGGGAGGAAAUCAUUGAUUUCUGCCCAUUGGAAGAGGAGAAUGAAUGGUUGCAGGGGAGCAUGGUAGUAAUGGUUAAAUCCAUGUCAAUGAUCUCUAUUAUCCAAGAGAGAUUGGAUAUGGAUGGGGGUUUGAUAAAUAUAUCACCAUUGGGAGGGAGAACCAUACUAUUAACGGAGAGAUUGGCGGGGUAUUUGAAGGAAUAUGUGUUACAGCACAAAGAGUUAUUUGAGCUCUGGUGUGAGAAAAUACACCCAUGGGAUGAGGCACCUCAAAAUUAUGUGUUCGAUGCAUGGCAACAACACCCACAAUUUAGGAAGGCGGUGGAGGACAAAUGGAAGGAAUUAAAUGUGGAAGGGUAUGCUGGAUACAAAUGCUUGAAUAAGCUAAAGAGAUUAAAAGAAUUCCUAAAAGGCUGGAAUAAAGAGGUGUUCGGGAACAUGGAAGCACAAUUCAAAAAUGUUGCUGAAAAAGUUGAGAAGAUUGAUUUGAAAAACGAAAUGGUGGAUCUGGAGAGAAGCGAGGUGAAACAAAGGAAAGAAGGCUUUCAGCAGAUAUGGGACAUGUUGAGGGUUGCAAAUGGGAGAAAGACACUUAAUAGCAUCCAGGGAAUAAUGAGUGAUGGUCACUGGGUAGAGGAACCAGCUAUGGUUAAGAAAGAGGUGAUGUCGUACUUCCGCAAGAUGUUUAAAGAAGAUCCAUGGGAUCGGCCAAAGCCUUCAAAUAUUGAUUUCAAGAAAAUUUCUGAGGAGCAGAUGGUUUGGCUUGAGAGACCCUUCUCUGUUGAGGAGAUUGAAGAAGGAUUGAAGAGCUGCGAUGGAAGUAAAGCCCCGGGGCCUGACGGGUAUAACCUUAACUUCCUCAAAUUUUUCUGGAAUAGCAUUAAGGAUGAUUUUGUUGCAUUUUUUCAUGAAUUUCAUCAAAGUUGUAAACUAGUAAAGGGGCUGAACUCUUCUUUCCUUACGCUAAUUCCGAAAAAGAUGAAUCCUAGGGAAUUGAAAGACUUUAGGCCUAUUAGUUUGAUCGGUUGUGUGUACAAAAUACUGUCAAAGGUGCUAGCUAAUAGGCUUAAAAACGUUAUGUCAGAAAUUAUCAGUGAAACACAAUCUGCUUUCAUUGGGGGAAGACAAUUAGUUGAUAGUGUCUUGGUUUUGAAUGAAGUGGUGGAUGAGGUUCGGAAUAGGAAGACACCAGCUUUUGUUUUUAAGGCAGAUUUUCAAAAAGCCUACGAUUGUGUUAACUGGACAUAUCUGGAUUGGAUGAUGGAUAGAUUUGGUUUUAGAGCCAAAUGGAGGGGGUGGAUUAAGGAAUGCCUCUCAACAGCACGGGUAUUUUUGUGGGGUGGUGGGGAUGGGGGGAAUGAUGAGAAGAGGAAGAUAGCGUGGGUGAAAUGGGAGGAUAUCUGUGGUAGCAAGGUGAAUGGAGGACUAGGAGUUCCUGAUUUAAACCGUAGGAGAUGGAGGCAGGGUGGGUUUUUGGAGACAAAUAUGGGUGGGGAACAAUUCUUUAAGAGAUUCAUUCCCACGACUUUUUCAAUUAGCCACAAACAAGGAGGGCAUGGUUCAGGAGUACGGGUUUUGGGAAAAGGGGAUAGUUGGAGAUGGGAAAUAGGGUGGCGAAGAAAAAGGAUGGGUCGGGAGCAAGAUGAGGAAAAGGAGUUGUGGAAGGUAUCGGGUACUAUUCAGCUUAGGAAAUAUGUAGGUGAUUAUUGGAAGUGGAGGUAUGAUGUGGAGGGUAGGUUGGUGCCUUCUAAAGUGAGUAUUUUUGGGUGGAGAUUAUGCUUAGACAGACUCCCAACUAGAAGGAAUUUACAGAAACGAGGGGUGACCUUUCAGGGGGAUAAUAUGAUGUGUGGAUUAUGCAAGAAGGGGGUGGAGGAGGUAGAUCAUUUAUUUUGCACGUGCAUGGAAGCGUGGGUAGUUUGGGCUAAGAUGAUUAAGUGGUGGGGUAUGGAACUGGUGAUGCCGGAUACAGUGAAGGGUGUGGCAGAAACUUUCAUCUACGGGCUAGGUAGUUUGGUAGGUAAGGAGAUGGGAGCUUACAUUUUUCUUGUUACUGCUUGGUAUUUGUGGUAUAGGAGAAAUGUCUUGGUAUUUCGGAGGGAGGAGGAUAUUAGGGAGCAAUUGCUGGAGCUAAUUCAAGUUAAAACUCACUUUUGGGUAAGAAACAAGGUGGCUGGAUGUGUUUUUUCGUUGGUCCAGUGGCAAAGCAACCCGUUGGAGUGUGCAAGGGAGUUGAAGCGUUUCAAGAAAUCCCUGAAGAUGUUUAAUCAGCAACAGAAAUGACUUCAGUUUAGUUGAAGUGUGUUCUUUUCUGAUUUUUCUUGUUCUUUCGGGGUCUUCAUUUUUUGUGCCCCUGCAUUGUCUUUUUUCUUGUGCAGGGAGCUUUUGUUUUCUUUCUUUGUAAAAGGGCAGGAGUAUCUCUUAUACUCCAUUUAUCUUUUAUAUAAAAAUUCACUUUGCUG
Messenger RNA from Rubroshorea leprosula, 3056 nucleotides. The record is from the annotation of a GenBank genome assembly. Lineage: Eukaryota; Viridiplantae; Streptophyta; Magnoliopsida; Malvales; Dipterocarpaceae.